This is a messenger RNA of Phytophthora infestans T30-4, 1344 nucleotides long. RefSeq names its product cysteine protease family C01A, putative. Lineage: Eukaryota; Oomycota; Peronosporomycetes; Peronosporales; Peronosporaceae. The transcript is spliced from 4 exons. Bases 1 to 1344 code for a protein of 447 amino acids. Gene Ontology annotation, cellular component: lysosome. The record is from RefSeq and is a predicted model, not a curated record. Gene Ontology annotation, molecular function: cysteine-type endopeptidase activity.
AUGUUGCCAGUGACCGUCUUGUCAAUGGGAGCGUUGGCCAGAUUUACUCCGAGUGGAAGCAGUCAAGUUAUGUACGGUCAGGCCGUACAGGUUGUCAACACAAUCGGAGGCACAGCGGCCGGAUCCUUCACUUCAUCGUCCAAGGUCGGUGCUUCUGGCAGUGCAAGCUCUUUUAAUGAUGUUAGCGUGGGCUCACUGGAAUCCAACGAGACGAUUACAUUCCCACCAUCUUCCAGUUCGGUGGGAUCCGCGGGUUCCUCCACUACUGUCACUACUAUCACUGAGUCGGAAGAGCAACAGCGCUUCGAUCAAGCCUUGGCUGACAUUGCGGAGCUUCAAAAGCUGCACCCUCAUGCCACUUUCUCAAUCAACUCACCUUUCGCACUUCUGACCUCGGACGAGUUCCUAUCCUACGUUAACCGCUUCGGUAUCGACCCUGACUCGAACCCCGUCAAGAACAGCACAAGCUCAACGGCUGGGAUGUUCACUAUGGACGCAGAAGACUCUGGUACCACGACGCCUUCCAGUAUUGGCAGUGACAUCAUGACCUCAGCGGCAGCUGCAGGUGAGACGGUAGAUUGGCAAGAGGCUGGAUGUGUUACGGCUGUCAAAGACCAGGGAGAGUGCGGUGCCUGUUGGGCGUUCUCAGCUACUGCAGCGAUGGAGUCUGGCUACUGUGUGGCAACCGGCUCGCUUCCCAGCUUGUCCGACCAACAGCUCAUUAGUUGUCACACUGAAGAUGGAAACAGAGGCUGCGGUGGUGGCUACGCUGCGUACUCCCUGGACUGGAUCGCUAACGAACGCAGAGGCAAAAUGUGCACGCUUGACACGUAUCCUUUAACGUCCGGUUACGAAUCGGUUCGUGAAGAUCCUGGCGCCAUUGAGGAUGCCUACUACUCAGGUGGCGUGCUUACGGGCGCUAACUGCGAUAAGACCGGGUCACACUCGGGACUGGCAGUGGGUUUCGGUGAGACGGAAGAUAACAUUCUGUAUUGGCGCAUUAAGAACCAGUGGGGUACUUCUUGGGGUGAGGAUGGCUACGUUCGUGUCCAGCGGCGCUUCUCCGGAGACAGCGAAGGUGCAUGCGGUGUAGAGCUAUACGCGACUUGGCCCACCUUUGACGUGUCGGCAACCCCUACGUCCUCUCCGACACCCACCACAUCUGCUCCUUCCGGUACAGCGGCCACUCCCUCCGUCACAACGGCAACGCCCCCAAUCACGACAAUGGCGCCUUCGACCAACCCGGUCACAGACACACCUUCUGCAACGAACGCCGUGCUGCCAGCGCAAGUGCCGCUUCGGGAUCUGACUCGACUAUCACGAAGGUUGGCGUUGACCAAAUGA